CCUGCCCGCCUACCGCCCCGUAUAAAGGCUCGGCUGGCCUUGCCCCUGGGACUCGGCCCCAUGGAGACGCCGCCGGCCUCCCCAGGCGCACGGCGGGGAGCUGUGACAGGUGACUUCCACCAAUCUGAUCUGUGAGUGGCUGGUGGAGAGAGGCCCACCCAGGAAGCCAGCCCCCACAAUGAGUCUAUGGGAACUUGAAAACAGCCACAGCUGCCAAGUUACCCCCAGGCCAGCCCAGGAGCCCUCCACUGAGGACCCAUCCGCUGUGGAGCUGCAGAUGAAGGUGGACUUCUUCCGAAAGCUGGGCUACUCAUCUGCUGAGAUCCACAGUGUCCUGCAGAAGCUGGGGGUCCACGCAGACACCAACACAGUGUUAGGCGAGCUGGUAAAACAUGGGUCUGCAGCUGACCGUGAGCGCCAGGCCUCACCAGACCCCUCUUCUCAGCUUCCUCUGGUCCCCCGGGGUGGGGGCACCCCCAAGGCUCCCACCCUGGAGCCCUCACCCAUAGAGGAGGACAAGGAGGGCAGUGACCUGAGGCCUGUGGUCAUCGACGGGAGCAAUGUGGCCAUGAGCCACGGGAACAAGGAGGUCUUCUCCUGCCGGGGCAUCCUGCUGGCCGUGAACUGGUUUCUGGAGCGGGGCCACACGGACAUCACCGUGUUUGUGCCGUCCUGGAGAAAGGAGCAGCCUCGGCCCGACGUGCCCAUCACAGACCAGCACAUCCUGCGGGAACUGGAGAAGAAGAAGAUCCUGGUGUUCACUCCGUCCCGGCGCGUGGGUGGCAAACGUGUGGUGUGCUAUGACGACCGCUUCAUCGUGAAACUGGCCUUCGAGUCUGACGGGGUGGUGGUCUCCAACGACACGUACCGGGACCUCCAGGGCGAGCGGCAGGAGUGGAAGCGCUUCAUCGAGGAGCGGCUGCUCAUGUAUUCCUUCGUCAAUGACAAGUUCAUGCCCCCCGAUGACCCCUUGGGCCGUCACGGGCCAAACCUGGACAACUUCCUUCGGAAGAAGCCGCUCACAGCCGAGCACAGGAAGCAGCAGUGUCCCUACGGGAGGAAGUGCACCUACGGGAUCAAGUGCCGGUUCUUCCACCCCGAGAGGCCCAGCCGCCCCCAGCGCUCCGUGGCAGACGAGCUCCGUGCCAACGCCCUCCUCUCCCCGCCGCAGGCCCCCGGCAAGGACAGGCGCGGCCGGCGGCCUUCACCUCCGUCUCAGCCCGGCUCUCUGCCCACGGAGCGUGAGCAGUGCAGCCAGGAAGGGAAGAAGCUGGGAGCCCAGGCACCCCCAGGGCCUCACCGAGAGGGUCUGACCCAGACCUUUGCCCCGGCAAACACCGGCAGGAGCCUCCCACCCAGUGGCGGCAGCGGCAACAGCUUUGGGCCCACGGACUGGUUCCCACAGAUCCUCGACUCUCUCCCGUACACCUCCCAGGACUGCCUGGACUCGGGCAUCGGCUCCCUGGAGAGCCAGAUGUCAGAACUGUGGGGGGGUCGAGGGGGGGGCUCUGCUGAGCCAGGCCCCCCUCGGGGCCCUUACACUGGCUAUAACCCCUACGGGGCCGAGCUCCCGGCCGCUGCAGCCUUCUCUAACUUUGGACGGGCCGUGGGUGCCGGCCACUUCAGUGUCCCUGCCGACUACGCACCCCCGCCAGCUGCCUUUCCGCCUCGAGAGUACUGGUCUGAGCCAUACCAGCUGCCCCAGCCCACCCCAGUCCUGCAGGAGCCCCAGGUGCCAAGCCCGGGGGCCGACAGGGGCCCGUGGGGUGGGGCAGGCAGCCUGGCCAAGGAGCGAGCCAGUGUGUACACCAAGCUGUGUGGCGUCUUCCCCCCACAACUGGUGGAGGCCGUGAUGGGGCGCUUUCCACAGCUCCUGGACCCCCAGCAGCUGGCGGCCCAGAUCCUCUCCUACAAGUCCCAGCACCUCAGCGAAUAGGAGCCCUGGCGGCCCUCCAAGGGCCAUCAGGCUGGGCUGCGGGCCCCCGAGUGGCCUGUUCCUGCCCUGAGGCCCACCCUGGAGGCUGGACAGAGGGAGGAUUAAAGUAGAGAAGGGAACCCACAAACCAAAGAUACUGUAGGAUUGGUUCUGACCCGUUCGGCACCACUAGCUGUCCGCCGAGUGGGUGAGAAGCGAUCACCCUGUUGAUGCACAUUGUAUCUCUGUAGUGUAAGGAGACGCUGCCAGUAACGGCCGUCGGUCCGUGGCUAAAGCCCAAACCCUCCUUUCCCUCAGAGGGCGGGGAGGGAGGCGGGGGAGCAGAGGCCUGAGCUGGGGGCCCUGUACACAGCCCCCACCUCCACCCCGUCCCUGGGAUGCCAGCCUUGCUGGCUAGUUGGGCACCGUGUGCCUGCCCUCCAAGGGCCGCUCCUCUAAGCCAAUGAGGCCUCAUCCAUGCUCUCUUGGGCAUGAGGCUUCAUGUUAGUAAGCAAGAUGCUUCUUAAUAACCUACCUUCUGUCCACUCAGUUCGCCUAUGCCAUGUCCUCUGCCCCUGCCCUCUCUUCUUCGCACUUCGAGUCAUUCACCCUUCCCCACAGAUGGGGGGAGAUGAGUGUAAUGUUCAUAUUUUAGGUGGAAAGUCUAUGCCCCCCUAACAUGUCAAUAAAAUACAA
Molecule: messenger RNA, 2611 nt
Organism: Molossus molossus (Pallas's mastiff bat)
Lineage: Eukaryota; Metazoa; Chordata; Mammalia; Chiroptera; Molossidae
Gene: ZC3H12A
Product: zinc finger CCCH-type containing 12A
Exons: 6
Coding region: 179-1936 (585 amino acids)
Biological process (GO): 3'-UTR-mediated mRNA destabilization; nuclear-transcribed mRNA catabolic process, RNase MRP-dependent
Cellular component (GO): nucleus; cytoplasmic ribonucleoprotein granule
Molecular function (GO): mRNA binding; RNA endonuclease activity
Source: RefSeq, a predicted model, not a curated record